GCAGACACACCCUGCACCAGGACACAUCGGUGGACAGAACAAGGAAGCCCCUUUACAGACACCAAAGUCUGGGAGAAAGAUACUCAUACAACACAAUCACACACUUUCAGGGGGAGGAUGGUGGGCUAAGUGAGCCACAGAGAGUGAGAACUGGACUUAGCAGAUCUCACACAGUGUGCUCCAUUAGUCCACGAUCCACUCUCUUGGACUCCUCAGACUCAGCUGGCCCGGCUCAGACUAGAUCAAUGGAUCCAAAAGCUGCUAGAGAAGACCUAGUCUCUCCAAAACAUCAGGAAACCAUGGAGAGAGCCGCCAGGAAACACCUCAGCUUUGUUUUGGAGAAUGAGAAGCAGCAAUGAAUGCAGACUGUGAGACACGGGGAGGGAGGGAGGAAAAACAUAUGAAAGCAAAGAACUCAGCGUGUUCCAUCAUUUGAAGUGAUAAGUACCUUGUAUUCCUUUAAGCACAGAGAUGUGAGGUGCAAAGCAGAACUAGUAGAAGUCUUCAGCAAUUUCAUGGACGCAUCCAAAGUAAAUUCCUCAUAAAAUGAAUUUAAUGGUUUUAUUUAUUUAUUCAGAGUAUUUGCCGGCUACAAUAAAGCUUUUCUCAGCUCUAUGUUUCACCUCUUGAACAACUCUUGCAUCUCCAGCCUAAUUCAUUUUCAAAGCACCAUUCCCAGAGUAACACAAACAUUACAAAUACCUCGCAGUCAUAAAUGCUGAUACCUGCUGCCCACAACGUCCUCACGCCAAUCUUUCCUCUCCUUGUUUCCUUUACAAAUGCACAGCAAAAUACAUACACUGGUAAUCUGACGAGGACAGGCUUACUGCAUCCUAAAAUAACUCCUGUCCCCCCACCUCCCUCUGUUUGACCUGCUCAGUUACUGUAGCAUUUUUUUCCUCACAGCUCCCAGCAUGCCAGGGAGUGGCUGAGAGAGGCUGGCCAUGUUCUUUAGGAUUGGGACUGGGCAGACAGCCUUCAGAGUGGACACAAGUAAGGAGUCACUGACCUGAAGACUAAAAGCUAAGAGGAAUCAUACUUUAAAGCGGGGUAAAGGCCGGAGUUAUGAGGGUGGGAGCUGCAGCCCUGUCUGGGGGGAUUUUUGGGGUAAUAGGGACUCUGUGUUUCUUCCUGGCAUUUGGUACUGACUACUGGCUGGUCGCAAGCGACAACUGCGGACCAUAUAGAUGGCAAACACAAACGACACCGAUGGGGGACAAAGAUGCCAACAGGACUGAGACGCUGUUGGUGGAAGAAGCGAGUACCUCCCCUCCUUCCCUCACGCUGCACCACGAGGGCUUUUUCUGGCGCUGUGCGUUUCAGGUGGAGCCCACGACGCACGCAGUGCUGGCCACUCUCUUCACAAACCAGCCAGAGUCUAAGGUUUGCAUCCAUGGUUACCUCUUCCCGCUACCGGUUGCAGUUGGACAAGUCCCUCAUCCAAAUUAUGACCCCACAGCAGUGUUUCGGGGCUUCUGGACCGUGCUGAUAAUCCUCGGACUCGUCUUAGCUCUGGCUGGAGGCUUCCUCUUGGUCUGUGGUGUUCCUUUCAUCAGCUACAAACUCUACAAGUUGGGCGGGGCCUUCCUCUUAGCUGCUGCCUGCCUGUUCCUGUUCACGCUUCUGCUCUACGUCCUGUGGAUGGAGGUGGUGGAUGUGAAGAGCUACAUCCUUCAGGAGAGAGGGGAAACAUGUCCGAACGCUGAGGUUUCAGUCCUCUACGGCCUGUCAUUCAUGGUGGCGGCUGCCGGAGUGCCCCUGGAGCUCAUCUCUGGUUUGGUCUUCUUGCUGGUAGGCCGUGCAAUUCAUGCCAGCAAGUGACCUGCCCGCCUGGAUCACAGGGUGGAGAGGAGGGGAGCGGGUGGUGGUGGAGAGGCCUGACUUUUUUAUGUCCUGCACUUGACUGGAUUAGCGUGUUUUUGGGAUGUAAGUACAGGAAAGACUGCCGCUGCUUUGGGUCUCCUGGAAGUUUUCUGUCUGUCUCCCACUUUGCUUAAUUUCUCCUCAAAUGUCACUAUUUACUUAAACAUGUUAUCGCUGCCAUGUUUUACUAUCGCCACAAAUGAUAAGCAGACGGUGAGAAGUGCACGGGUGAGCCAGCUGUGUCCUGAUUCUGGCGCGUGAUCAAAGUGUGUUUAGCUGCAGCAGAGUGAGGUGGGAGGCAGGAAUGGCUGGGUGGACUGGAGGCUUGGGGAGAGGGUGGGGGUGGAGCGGGAAAGAGGAAGAUAUUGGGGGGGGAGAGACAGAAAGAGAGAGGGAGAAUUGAUGCAUGGAGGGGGGCACAAGGGUGCUUUGAGAAAUGAACAGCUGUUUGUGGGUUUGGUUGGUGUACAGCAGGCCAGCCACCUGCCUCCUUCACCCCAAUCACAUUUUACUCCUCAUUCAAUCCCCCCAUGCUUUAUUGUUUCUUUCUGGUUUUUUGUUCUUUUUUCCACCUUUUACAGAAACUUUAGAUUUAGAUUUCAAACCCAGAGUGCAGCUAAAUCCAAAAAUAAUUCCCAAAAUGAGCUGUGCCCUAUAGGAAUCUUUUCUUGUGUUAUUCAAAAGGAGAAACGCUGACGUGUGAUUGUAUCACAAGUGCUACAAUAUUAGCUCGUCUUUCCUUUUCACUGCUCUGAAUGGAAACAAGCGGCCGGACUCUCGAUCACAUAUCAGCUUUCAUCUGAGGAGCAAGAACGGCAGUGAUAGUGGUGGGGUGUAUGUCUGCUUCAAAGGACUCGACACACGUGUGUUCAUGCACACGCAAACACACACACAUACACGCUGUGAUCAAACUGUCCACUGAUUUCUGAAAUACACGUGCACAUAAUAUCUAAAUAUCGUUACUAGAGCUGCUUUAUGCAAGACCGACUGUAACAUCUUUGCAAUGAAAUUCUGUGUGUGGAAUUAUUUCUGUGCAGAAAAUACAACAACAUAUAUCAAUAAAACUGAUUCGACUUUGUGACAUAACAAAUGAACACUGGGUCCUUUGAGCAGGAAGUCUGAACAGCUGAGCACAGCUGGUUUCUGACAGGAUUUCAACCACAGGGGGAAAAAAAGCACCACUUCUGAUCUGAGGAAGCGUGAUGACAGUCUGACAGAUGAAAAACAAACAGAAGAAGUCAAAGCCUGUGGCAUGCAGUCAGUGAUUUGCUAGUGGCGCUACAUGCGAGGCCGAUGAUGUGGUUGUCGCUACCAUUGCUGGCCACUCAGACAGACUUGGACCAGCGGAUGUCUCCAGUGACAGUUGAGCUUUAAUGGCAUGUUUUACAUUAGCUUUGUUUUCUGUUAAGUGUACUAUCACUGAAAAUAAUUUAAUAGCAAGUAAUAAGUGUCCUGUUUUCAUUCCAUUUAAGGAGCACUUAGCAUUCCCUCUGA
Pundamilia nyererei is the source of this 3357-nucleotide messenger RNA. RefSeq names its product transmembrane protein 182-like. The coding region runs from base 1066 to 1821 and encodes 251 amino acids. Lineage: Eukaryota; Metazoa; Chordata; Actinopteri; Cichliformes; Cichlidae. Gene Ontology annotation, cellular component: membrane. The transcript is spliced from 7 exons. The record is from RefSeq and is a predicted model, not a curated record.